UCUUCAGCCAGGCGGCGGCUCCUCAGGCAAGCCCGUAGGCCUCGCCCGCCUCUUCUCCCCGCCGCCCUCCCGCCUCAGGGAAAUGAAGACCCCAUGAAGUCACCUCUGGCAUGAUAAGGAAAUAUCAGUAUCAAGUGGAUAUUUAGGAGUUUGGAAACCAAAGCACAAUAAUGAAAGAAAUCCUACAGGAAGAAGAAACCCUCUCGAGGUGCUGAUCUUGUGGAACUCACUUUUGAUCAGAAAGAAAAUGGGAAGACUCAAGUGCCCAUAUUGCAAUUAAUUGUAUACAUACCUGUCAACAUGGAGAAGAAACUUCAUAGAUGUCAUGACUGUGGAAAGAGCUUCACUCAGAGUGGAAAUCUACAUUCUCAUCAAAGGAUUCACACUGGGGAGAAACCAUAUAAAUGCCUGGAGUGUGGAAUGAGCUUCACUCAGAGUGGAAGUUUACGUAAACAUCAAAGGAUUCAUACUGGGGAGAAACCCUAUAAAUGUCUGGAAUGUGGACACAGCUUCAUUGAGCGUGGAGGACUACAAAGACAUCAAAGGAUUCAUACUGGGGAGAAACCCUAUAAAUGUCUGGAAUGUGGACAGACCUUCACUCGCAUUGGAACUUUACAAUCACAUCAAAGAACUCACACUGGGGAGAAACCCUUUGAAUGCCUGGAGUGUGGAGAGUGUUUUGCUCAGAGUGGAGGUCUACACUCACAUCAAAGGAUUCACACUGGGGAGAAACCCUAUAUAUGUCUGGAGUGUGGACAGACCUUCGCUCGGAUUGGAACUCUACGUUCACAUCAUAGAACUCACACUGGGGAGAAACCCUAUACAUGCCUGGAAUGUGGACAGAGCUUCCCUGGGAGUGGAGGACUACGCAGACAUCAGAGGACUCACACUGGGGAGAAACCCUAUAAAUGCCUGGAGUGUGGAAAGAGCUUCGCUCACGGUGGAAGUCUACUUCCACAUCAAAGGAUUCACACAGGAGAGAAGCCCUAUAAAUGCCUGGAGUGUGGACAGAGCUUUGCUCGGAUUGGAACUCUACAUUCACAUCAUAGAACUCACACUGGGGAGAAACCCUAUAAAUGCUUGGAAUGUGGACAGAGCUUCACUGGGAGUGGAGUUCUACACAGACAUCAGAGGAUUCACACUGGGGAGAAACCCUAUAAAUGCCUGGAGUGUGGACAGAACUUUGCUCGUAGUGGAAAUCUGCGUUCACAUCAAAGGACUCACACUGAGGCAAAACCUUAUUCGGGCCCUUAGUGUGGAGAGAGCUUCACUCAGAAACCCAAUCUACAAACUGGGAUACAUGCCUGGAAUAUAGAAAGACUUUCAGUUAUAGUGCAAAUAUAUCUUCACAUCACAGGACACACACUGGGGAGAAGGCUUAUAAAUACCUGGAGUGUGACCAGAGCUUCACUCAGAGUGGAAAUCUACAUUCACAUCAAAGGACUGAGUAAAAACCCUAGUGUGUACAGAGCUUAACUGAGAGUGGAAAUCUGUGUUCACGCCACAGGACUCACACUGGGGAGAAACCCUAUACAAUGUAUAGAAAGAUUUUUUUUCUUAGGAAUGCUGGAUGGUCAUCUAGAAAGCAAAUUUGAAAGAUUGCUAAACUAUAUGAUAAUUGCAGCUAAAAUCCUGUAUCCUCAGAGAUGGAAGGAAGAAGUUAUCUGAACUUAAGUUAACUGACUGAUUUAUUUAUUUUUUGUCAUGUCAGGAGCAACUUGAGAAACUGCAAGUCGCUUCUGGUGUGAUAGAAUUGGCCGUCUGCAAGGAUGUUGCCCAGGGGACGCCUGGAUGAUUUGAUGUUUUUAUCAUCCUUGUAGGAGGCUUCUCUCAUGUUCCUGUAUGGGGAGCUGGAGCUGAUAGAGGGAGCUCAUCCGCCUCUCCCUGGAUUCGAACCUGCGACCUGUCGGUCUUCAGUCCUGCCGGCACAAGGGUUUAACCCACUGUGCCACCAGAGGCUUGACUGACUUAUGGAGAUCUCCAAAGUAGCAAAUAUUAAGAAACUGAUGCUGCUGAAUUAAGGAGAAACAUUUGGUCUCUUUCAAGAAACAUUGCAACUUCAAAAUCACUCUUUCAUGACAACAUUCGGGGCGUUUUGUCAAGUGUAAGAUUAAUGAAUUAGAAGAGUGGUACCGAAGGCAGAAGUGUGCUUAUAUAGGAUUGCCUAAAUGGAGUAGAAUAAUGUAGAAAAAUAGGUUUGUAGAAUUAGACCCAUGUCUGUCUGUUUUUUGUUUGUUGGUGUCGUUUGUGUCUGUUUGUGUCUAUGUAAGAGUGUUUUGUUGGUGUGUUUGUUUCUAAUUUAGCUUUGCACUUUGUUGUAGUAGCUAGUAGGCAUGGAUAGAGCCGCGUUGGAUUACUUGUCACUCUUAAUAAUGUAGUUAGGUACCUUUCUGAAGCGAUUUCGAAGCAUUUUUAAAACCCAGAAGUCCCUUUGACCUUCCGAAGCUUUUUCUGCCAUUUUUGUUAUGACUCAGGAAGUGAGUCGGAAAUGAUUCCGCGUAUUUUCAGCCCUCUAGCCUGCUGGGAGGCUCCUUGCUUCCCCUCCCAGCCAAUCAGGGGAGAAGUUUUGGGGAGGGGAGAGGUUUCGGCACUGGACGACAUUGCUAUAUAUAAAGGGAAGCACAUGGCUCAGAGGCUCAUUCGGAGCCAGGGAGGGAGAAGGGGAAGGGGAAGGACUAAGGGGAAGGAAGUUGUGUUGAAGGAAGGUUGGAAGAAGAGCACAGCGGGCAAGCAAGCAAGCAGAAAGGAAGAAGGGAUGUUGCCAGCUGUGCCUGCCUGGCUGAGCAGUGGGCAGGCUGCCUUGCCACAGGUGUGUUGUUGCUGUUGGCGUUUGGUCGGGUGGGCACUGCAAGGGUAGUGUGUGGGUGAGUGGCAUGGGUGGAAGGAGCAACACCGAGGAACCAAAGCACUCACUCCGACAUUUUUAAAAGCCAACAUUGUAGCUGGUCUCUCUGGCCUCUGUGUUUUUCGUUUGUGUUGCACAUUGCCUCAAAAGAACUAGAUCUCCCAUCAAUUCUUUGAACACAAACUCUCCUUCCCAAAGGAGUGAAAUCUGCUUCCAAGGCGAAAAGGGCAGGGUUGUUUGUUAUUUUCUUUGUUUUCUGUGAGUUGCCUAAGAAGACACUAGAAAUCCCAUACUUACCUGCCUGUGCUGUUUUUUGCGGAUUGUGCAAUCGCGUCCGCCAUUAAUGGAGCGAUUUGGAAAUUUCGGAGAGUUCCGAAUUUUUGGGGGGAAAAAUUGGAAUUCAAUUCCAAAUCAAACCACCAGUGCCCCUUACACCCAAAACGAGUUCUGAACCAUUUUUUUUGGAUCAACCAAGCCUAGUAGCUAGUUAGCUGCAUAGUUUUAGCAUUACGCAUUACAAAAUUGCUCCUUUUUGGAAUAUUGUUUCUUUUAACUUUAAAAAACAAAAACAAAACAAGGUAGCAAAUUUAGGAAGGUUUAAAAUGCUGAGACUGGAGUGGCAGAUAAGACGUGAUUUUAGACCAAUUUGGGGUUUCUUGCCUAAUAUAGCUCUGAAGCUGAUAGUUAUCCUGUCAGUGAUGCGGAAAGGAGACACCUCCAAAACUUCUGCCUCCCAGCUGGGACUACACAAUCCCUCUCUGCCUUUCCCACAUGAUUUCCCCAAUAAAUCAAGUAGCAACCCCUCAGUUCAGCUCAGCAGAGCAGCUGAUUGGCUUUAUUUACACAAGCACGUAUAUUUAUUUAUUUAUUUAUUUAUUUAUUUAUUUAUUUAUUUCACAGUUUUGUAUACCGAGCUUCUCAACCUCAUUGAGGGACUCAGCCCGGUUUCCAGCCAUAAAAAACAUAUACACUCAUUAAAAUAUCAUAUAUCACAAUUUCAAAACAACUUUAAAAACACUAUAUAUAAAACUACAGUGGUCAGUCGUCCUAUUAAGAUGGAUCUACAUCAACUUCCAUCCAGGGUCCUAUGGUGUUGUCUCAUUCAUUGAAGGCCUGACUCCACAGCCACGUCUUCACCCGUUUCCUAAAUGUUAGGAUGGAUGGGGCAGUUCUGGCCUCCAGAGGGAGAGAGUUCCAGAGUCGCGAGGCCACCACCAAGAAGGCCCUGUCCCUCAUCCCCACCAGGCACGCUUGCGAGGCCGGUGGGACCAAAAGCAGGGCCUCUCCAGAUGAUCUUAGUAGUCUUGAUGGUACGUAGGGGAGAAUACGUUCGGAAAGGUAAACAGGGCCGGAGUCGUUUAGGGCUUUAUAGGUCAACACCAGCACUUUGAAUUGUGCUCGGAAGCUAAUUGGCAGCCAUGGGGAAACCUAAGUAUACUAGGUUUACUUACACAGCACAGUGUCUGAUGUGAAAGAGAAAGGAACUUUGCACACAAAUUAAUAUUUAUUCUGUGUUAUCAGUUGACCAACCUCUAGCUAUUACGUUGGCUUGACCAGAAAGGUCCAAGUUUAUUAUUACAGAUCUAUUGUAGUAGUAGAGUCUCCUGGUACCGUUACUACUGAUAGUAUGAGUGGUAGAAAAGGGAUAAGGUGUGCUCAGGAGUUAAGUGAGGAACAGCAAAGGAAGAGGAUUCGGGAAAUACUUAUGUCACCCACUGACGAAGAUUCCUUUGGAGGGGUUUUCUGAAAGUGAAAUGAGUGAGGAGGAGGAAGGGGUUUCAGCAGGUGUAAGUAGGGGAAUUAAGAGGUCUACUUGAGAGUCAGGAUCCGAUGAGUAUCAAAGGAAAAAGAUCUGGGAUAUACUUAAUGCUCCCACAGAGGAGGAGGAUUUCAUGGGUUUCACUGGGAGCAAUGGGUCUGGGAGUGAUGAGGAGGAGGAGGGGUUCAUUGGACUUGACCAAGGUUCAAGAGGUUCGAGAUAUCUGUACUCAACCAACAUCUAGUGACACAUUUGCGGGGUUUUGUGGUGGUGGGGAUUGGCAACCUGGGGAUACUGUGGACUCACGGGGAAACCUAAGUUGGAGGGAUGGGUGUUGGCGUUCAGCUGUAGCAGCUAAAAGUGAUGAUGACAGGGUGGAGGGUAGCUCAUCAUCGAGUGAGGAAUUGUAGGUAAAAGUAAGCACCAAAAUGUUAGAACUUUGCAGUAGGCAAAGUGUUGGUUUCGUGCCUUGGGUUUUGUCGCUGCCACUUUCGUGUUGGGCUUGGGUCCUGGAUCUGCAGCUUGCUGUAUUCAGAGGCGUCCCUAGGUAAUUUUCAACGGUAAGCAAACAGUAUUUUGGCGUGCCCUUGCUCCCCAACCAAUUAGUGAUAUAUAUUUUCUGUUCGUCGUGGGAGUUCUGUGUGCCAUAUUUGGUUCAAUUCCAUCAUUGGUGGAGUUCAGAAUGCUUUUUGAUUGUAGGUGAACUAUACAUCCCAGUAACCACAACUUGCAUAUGUCAAGGUCUAUUUUCCCCCAAGACCGCCUCAAGAGCACCCCGGGCAAAAUCAACUCUACUGCAAAGGCUUACUUUGCGUAAUGGGUUGAGCCGCCCCUGGCUGUAUCCUCCGUGUUUGAACUUGACUUGGAUUCCCGUGAGUGUGGUUUUCUCCCUUCCUUGACUUCGGACUGCUUUUGACGAUGACAGCGCUGACUACGUGGACUUUGGAACCUCGCAACUUUGACCUUGGCUUUCUUCAACUUUGAACUGUUUUUGACUUUGGCUUUUGCUUCACGGACCUUUGUUUGCUUACCCUUUGUCUGCUGUGCUAUUUUAGGUAACUUUGGACACUACUCAGUUUAAUCUGGAUUAUAUCCAUCCGCAUCCAUUCUACGUUCUGUGAUGCUGCCAUAAUUUUAAAAGGAAUUGGUAACUACUUAAAGUUGAUUCUGGGGCUUCCUUCUGAGAGACUCUUUCUACAGGAAGGAUUCAGGAAUGUUUACAUAAUAAUUCUGGAAAUGUCUGCCUACACAUCCUGAGGAUGUGAAAUUCCACACGCACACAGCAUUGUGUUGUAAAUGAAGUGAACUCACCUCCGAGAACAGAGAACAGGCCUCUCUUCACUCUCAACCACCAAAGUGAUUCUGGAGAAUUUUGGAUUCGUGGGCAAAGGGUGACCCAUCUGACAGAUGGAGGCAUGAUGAAAAUACAUAAUACGCAUAUUGGAAAAUAUAUAUUUGAUGUAACCAUAUUAGAAAUAGGAGUUAGAAAAUAUAUAAGAGAAAUGUAUGUAUGUAUGUAUGCAUGACCUUCACUUCACUUGACUUCUUAAAAGCUGCAAAAUGAGAGAGGCCAGCACCUAGGAAAGGAAUGUCUCGAGGCCGCGGGCAUAUUUCAAGAGGAUCCAUUUUGGUUCCAGGCACCUUAUCCUAAGAUGAAUGAGGUGGCCAUCAAGAGGUUUCAGGAAGACCUUAUCUCCGGAUGGAUGGAGACUCUUGCUAUCAGGGUCCAAAGGCAUUCUGGCGAUGGUCCUCAUUAAUAGCAACUCUUCAGGUAGGGAGGCUAAAUGAAGACUGACAUAUGAAAAUAUGCUAUUGAAGUCAAUGUGAAAGGAGAAUUUUGUGACGGACAUUGUGACGCCUUUAUGAUGCAUGCGUAUUAUUUUAAAGGGUAUCUAUGCCAAGCCUUGUCUUUGUUCUGUACCCUAUUUUCCUGGCUUACCAGGAGGGUCCGUAUCCGGUUGCUGCCAACCGAGAAUAAAGCCGUGCUUUUCAUACCUC
This is a messenger RNA of Anolis sagrei ordinatus, 6602 nucleotides long. RefSeq names its product zinc finger protein 135-like. Gene Ontology annotation, molecular function: RNA polymerase II transcription regulatory region sequence-specific DNA binding; DNA-binding transcription factor activity, RNA polymerase II-specific. The record is from RefSeq and is a predicted model, not a curated record. Gene Ontology annotation, cellular component: nucleus. NCBI's taxonomy places the organism in Eukaryota, Metazoa, Chordata, Lepidosauria, Squamata, Anolidae. Gene Ontology annotation, biological process: urogenital system development; embryo development; regulation of transcription by RNA polymerase II.